Molecule: messenger RNA, 1703 nt
Organism: Paramecium octaurelia
Lineage: Eukaryota; Ciliophora; Oligohymenophorea; Peniculida; Parameciidae
Source: the annotation of a GenBank genome assembly
UAAAAUGUUCAAUAAUUAAAUGUAACAACCAAACCCAUAAUAUGGGCCAAUGCAAACUUAGUUUCCUUAAAAUUAAAAUAGAAAUCCUUAAUAGCCUUCUUAAGCCCCAAAUUAGAAAUAAAUCUACCCACAGAUGGUAUUAUUGUUGACUUAUAAAAUUUAAAUAGAUCCCUCCUUAAUAACCUUAAACCAUACCUUAAAUACCAAAUACCAUUCCUCCUCAACCUAUGAAUUAAUCUCAGUAAUAAAUUAGGCCUAAUGUCAUUUCGAAUAGAAUCAUACCACAACAAGUAAAAUGUUCUGAUCUUAUGCUGCUAGGAACCUCUUAGAUCAAUUAGAAAUUAGGUGUAACCAUUUUAAUAGUCCCCAUAAUAAUUUAUUAAUAAUGAUAUCCCAUAAUCAAUUAGAAACUAAAAUACUCAAUCUCCUCAAGGUCCAGCAUCGCAAAAAAGCAAUGUCAACCUUUCUGGAUAAAAACCCGCAUUUGUUGAGUAUUUCCCACCAGUCUAUGUUCCUCAUAUUGAGCCAAUGAUUACAUAGACAGUGGUUGAUAAUCCCAUUAAAGUAGUGGACUUAAACAAAUUUGAAGAAAUGUGGAAGAAGCGAAUGCAAGGAAUCGAAGAAUUAUUAGCAGCAAAACAAUAACCUGUAGAACCUGAUCCAUUAGAAUUAAGGGCAGUGCAAAAUGAUGAUAGUGAAAGGGUGAUAGAGCUUGAAAAUGAGCUGUUUAGAACAAAAUAAUAAUUAGAAGAUCGUGAUAAAGAAAUUAUGGAUCUGAAAUCUUAACUAUAAUCUGCAAUUGAACAAUUGGAUUUUGAAAAUUGUAAAUAUAUAAUCUAUAAAUUUAGAAUAAAGUAAGAACUAAGCUUCAAAGUUAAUAUCUGAAUUAUAAACAAAAAUAAGUAAUCUUUAGUUUGAACUCAAACAAUUAGAUUAAAAUUUGGAAAAAUGUAAAAUAGAAAAUUUGUAAUUGAAAAAUGAUGUCUAGAAUUAUAAUAUGUAAUGUUAAAUAAAGGAUGAGACAAUCCAGAAAUUGAACCAGUAAAUAAAAUAAUUAACUUUGGAACUCUGUACAUUAUAUAAUUUUAUCAUUUUUAGAACAAAGCAAGAAUGGAUCUUCUGCUCAAACAACUGAAUUAUCAAUACAAAUAAACACACUAUAAUAAACCAUUUCUAAUUUAAAAAAUGAUUUGUUAUUGAAUUCUUAAUUAAUUGAAAAAUUACAAAGAGAAAAUGGUUAAUUAAGAUAAGACAUCUAAAAUUAUAUUGAUAAAUGUAAUGAUAAGGAUGAAUAUAUUGCUAAAUUGGAGUCAGAAAUAUCAGAAUUAAACUAACAUGUAGAUUCAUUAACUGAAGAAAUAACAACAACUCAAUCAAUAAAAACCUUUGAAGAGGAAGCAAAAAUUUGGAAGAAAAAGUUCAAAGAGCUGAAUGAUAUUUAUCAUGCAUGCUAGGAGAAACUUAUGGUAAAGGAGGCAGAAUAUGAAUCUUUAUAGAAAUAAUAAAGUUCAUAAAAAAUAGUGACAUAAACCACAGUAGUCAAAUCAAGUAGUUCCAGAUAGGUUAAGAAUGUAAUAUCUAACAAUAUCAUUAGGAUUCUGAUUACGUUUCAAGCAGUCUAACUUAAAAUGAUAUAGAAAAAUUGCAAAAUUUGUAAAAACCAUUAUAAUUGUGACAUUAAACAAACAUAUGCCUUAUAAUAA